CAAGUAUUCAAUAUGGCGGAUCACCAAUGUAAACAAUCCUAAGACUUUUAUUAAUCGUUAAUACUGGUUUUUGUUAGAACCACAAUCAUUUUGCCAGCGAUCAUGAAUGGGGCGCAAGGUUCUCGUCCCUUUGUUUUGACAUAUACAUCAGAUGAAAUAGAUCGAUUAGCCCACAGAGCUAUAGAUGGGGUUCGAAGUAACAAAAUUAAGCCAGUUGACUACGAAAAGCUAAGAAAUAUCGCUGCGGAGAAAAAGUUCUCCGCUCACAAAACUUUACUUAAAGUGAAAAAAUUUGAACAUCUUUCGAAACAGAACAAAGAGAACCAUUUGCUCAAACAGCACAAGCUGGUAUGGCAAAAAGAGUUUAUACGGUUGAAUAGCAUGAGAAAAAGAAUACAGUCAGAUAUCGAGCAACACAAUAGAGGGAAUUCUGAUACAGGGAUAUGCGCACAUAUUUAUCAGGAAUUUGAAGAUUAUCAGAAUAGUCUGGAAACUGACUUCAAUCAGUUUAAGAAAGCCACAACGGAACCUGUAUGGAACCUGAGAGAGGAUCUGCAGUACUGGAUGCAGGAAAACAUGGCUGACCUAAGGCUAGGAGCACCAGAUGCUGUGGAGAAACAUCAGGAAAUCCGUGGCAUGGUGAACUCUGUCAAAGCCCAACAGAGCCAGGUUCUUGAGAGAUUAAAACAUGAACAAGCAUGUCUGGAACAUGAGCUGAAGAUGGGUGAAGUAGGAGAAUUUGGCAGUGCGAACAUGUACAGACGUCCACACAUAGAACAAGGCAUUCCCGAGGAGGCAUUUGACCUUGAAUGUCCAGAUGAGGACCUUAAGGCCAACGUACUGAAGGAGUUUAUCUAUAUUGACGAAAAGUAUCUUGAAAGAUUAACAGAUUUAGAGGAAGACCAUGAGUGGACACUAAGUCAUGGUCACUAUGGGGGAUGGGAAGAAAAUGACCACGCCCACUUUGUUUGUAUCUACGACCAGUACACAUAUGACCUCGCAAACAGACGGACGCUAAUCAUCGACCGGAUCAAAAGACAGGUGCCGGGGAAAACGCGAGCUGAUAUUGUUGAGCAUGAAAAUUGGUGGGACACCUACAAGUUCUUCAACCAGCGUGCCAAGGCCAUUAUGGCCGACUGGGCGCGUGACAGACGUGAGCUUAUGCAGAAGGCUAGUUCAGUUUUCAUGGAGGCGUGUGUCGCUCAUGAGUUGGAAGAAGUUAAGCUGGAAUAUACAAAACGACAUGAGGCACUUAGGGAUGCUCUUUAUAAUCAGGUUAAACAUUGGAGGGAACAGAAAAUGGAGGUUAUGGCGAUACAGGCGGAGAUGUGGGAACAACAGAGAGUGGACAUUGAGAAAAGACGAACAGAAGAACAGGAAAAGGAGACAAAGAGGAGAAACGAUGAAAAACAAAAGGUUAAAGUGUUCCAAGAUGAGCGAAGUAAAAAGAGACAGGAAGAAGAGGAAGCCCACAAACAGAGGCUGGCAGCUGUACAACGAGCGCUAGAUGAGCAGGCUGUGUAUGAUAAGGAGAGGAUCAAGUUCAGAGAGGAACAGAUACAGAGGAAGAUUGAGGAGAGAAAACACAUGGAGGAAGAGAGAGACUUUGAAGAACAGGAGAAGGAGUAUCGCUUAGAGAUGCUGCGAGAAAAGGUGCGUGUGGUAGCGGAGAGUAACCCUGAGCGUAUGAUGUCAGACACUGCGGCCUGGCAAGCACAUCAGCGAGAAGAAGAGACAGUAAACAUACAGAAACCACUCUUUAAUCUCACUGGAUUUACCUCAACUCAGGUGACGUCAGACAAUCGUAUUCGACUGGAACAGAAAUUGAGAGAGGCCGGUCUCCAUACUUCUAACUACGCUCGCCAAAUGAUGAGUAAGGUAGCACCACCUCAACAACCAAGGAGAGAUAUGGAGUCUAAUGUCUUCAAAUAUGACUGAAUUUAUCUAAUAUUUGACUUACUCUAUUCAAAAUGUGUCAGACUAGAUAUAUAAAAAUAUGACUGGAUAUAUCCAAAGCAUGCCUUGAUACAUGAAAAUAUGACUGUGGAUAUAUUAAAGAUAUGAGUGAAUAUAUCCUAUAAAUAACUGACUGAAUUAUCCAAAACAUGACUAGAUAUAUCCAAACACUUUGAAUAUUGAAUAUAUCUAAAAUAUUAAUGAUAUUUAAGUGUUUGUGCAUGGCAUUCUAUGUGAAAGAGUGUCAUGAAACAUGACUAAAGUUUUAUAAUGAUAAAACUCAAGCAUGAGUAUUAAUGUGUUAGAAGAUUGUCUUUAAAGCUGCACUCUCAGAGAUAGACGGUUUUGACAACUUUUUAUCUCACCUGAGCACGAAGUGCUCAAGGUGAGCUAUUGUGAUCGCCCUGUGUCCGUCGUAGUCGUCCUUCGUCAACAAUUUGACUGUUAACACUCUCGAGGACACAAUUUGGGCACAAUCUUAAUGAAACUUGGACGAGUUAGAUAUUGGGUCAUCUGGGGUUGAAAACUAGGUCACUAGGUCAAAUUAAAGGAAAAGCUUGUUAACACUUUAGAGGUCACAUUUAUGAAUGUAUCUUCAGGAAACUUGGUCAGAAUGUUAAUAUUAAAAAUCUCAAGGUCAAGUUCGAAUCUGGGUCAUGUGUGGUCAAAAACUAGGUCAACAGGUCAAAUUUAAGGAAAAGCUUGUUAACACUCUAGAUGUCACAUUUAUGACUGUAUCUUCAUGAAAGAUUGUCAGAAUGUUUAUAUUAAUAAUCUCUAAGUCAAGUUUAAAUCUGGGUCAUGUGCGAUCUAAAACUAGGUCAUAGGUCAAAUCAUAGGAAAAGCUUGUUAGCACUCUAGAGGUCACAUUUAUGACUGUAUGUUCAUGAAACUAAUCAGAAUGUUUAUAUUGAUUAGCUCUAGGCCAAGUUCGAAUCUUGGUCAUGUGCGGUCAAAAACUAGGUCACCAGGUCAAAUUUAAGGAAAAGCUUGUUAACACUCUAGAGGUCACAUUUAUAACUGUAUCUUCAUGAAAGUUGUUCAGAAUGUUUAUAUUAAUAAUCUCUAAGUCAAGUUUGAAUCCUGGUCAUGUGUGGUCAAAAACUAGGUCAUUGGGUCAAAUCAUAGGAAAAGCUUGUUAGCACUCUAGAGGUCACAUUUACGACUGUAUGUUCAUGAAACUUAGUCAGAAUGUUUAUAUUGAUUAGCUCUAUGCCAAGUUCAAAUCUUGGGUCAUAUGCGGUCAAAAACUAGGUCACCAGGUCAAAUAAUAGGAAAAUUAUGUCAACACUCUAGAGGCCACAAUUAUGACCAUAUGUUUAUGGAACUUGAUCAGAAUGUUAUUCUUGAUGAUCUUUAGGUAGAGUUUGAAACUUAAAUGAAACAAUUUUCAUGUUUAUACUCCAACCAUAACAAGAACAGAAAAUAAAAAUGUACAAACAAAGACAAGUAUGCAUCCUUUCUAAGGUAGCAGACCACCAGACUGACAUUUCAAAUUCUCUAAAACUGUAAUACCCUCAACUAUAAUAUUUAACAUGUAGCAUUGAAAACUAGUCCUAAAUUUGUUUUAAUUAAGUCCCCUCUCGUUGCACUUUCCAUUGCCCUGAAAAACACUUAUUCCCUCCCCCUGUCACAAUUGCCCUCACCCUAAAAACACUUAUUUCACACUUGAAUUGGAUCAGGUGAGCGAUACAGACCUUCAGGGCCCUCUUGUUUAUUUUUGUCUUGGAAUGAGCCAUUUUUUUCAUAAAUAUCUGAACUUUAACUCAAUGUAUACUUUGUUUUCAUAUCUAUUUAGUAUGUGCCUGCAUAAAGCCUCAUGAUAUUUAGCAUUUAUACUUUCCUCAUGUUUGUAAACUCUGUUUGCAUUGAGUGUAUUAAUAAACUUUGAACUUUGAAUCUGAAAACCAUUGAUAUAAGACUACUGACAAAAGAUCAGAUCGCAGUUUUCAUACAAAUUCGAACGCUUGUUGGUCAUUGCUACAAUGUAGCUUGUCCUACUGAGCCUUCGUUGGUUUUUAUUAAUAAAAAAAAAUGUAAUAAAUUCAGUAUUAAAUGACCACUCAAGUAAUAUAUCCUCUAUUUUUACUAUAAAAUAAAACUUGCUUACAGUAUUAUUAUUAUUCUAUUACGGCUGUAGCUGUUUUAUUCUAAUAUAUGAGUGCAUUAUCAAAUAAUUCACUUUCAAAAAUUCACAACGAUCUUGUUAAUCACAUAUAUGUUAACUUAAACGAAGUGACUUAGGCUUGUAUUCUAAGUGAGAAUUAGAAUGUUUUUUGUAUACACGGCUUAUGUAAUUCUUUUAAUACAUAGAAAUAAAAGUUUAAAUUAACAUUUAAAUCGAAACAACCAGAGUCGAAUGAUCUAUUGCAGAAGAAUUUGCUUAAUCAUCAUGUGAUAAUGUGUUUCUUUGUUGUAAUUGUUAUAUCAAUUUUUCCUUAAGAAAUAUAGGAUGGCAUCAUAGCAAAGCAACAGCAGAUAUAUUGCAGAAGACUUACCGGGUAUUCAUUGUCCUGUGACAGUUAGUAUGUUUGUUUGUAACUGUUUAUGUAAUAAAGACUUUUAAGGAUGGCAUGAUAAGUGAGACAACAGCAGUUAUAUUAGAGAGGAACAAUUUAUUUUCCAGUGUUAGUUUGUAUGUUUGUUGUAGCUGUUCUAUGAACUUUUUAUAUAGAAAUGAAUGCUGGCAUGAUAUCGAAACAAUGGCAGUUAUAUUGGAAAAGAACAAUUCACUUUCCAGUGAUAAUUUGAAUGUUUGUUGUAACUGUUAUAAAAAUUCUUUAUAAAGAAAUAAAGUGUUGACUUGAAUGGAAACAACAGUGGCAAUAUUGGAGAAGAACUGACAAUUCAUUUUUCUGCAAUAGUUAAUAUACCGUAAAUUUCCUAUAGGAAUUACCUAAUGCAAUAAUACCCGUGCCCGGGGUCUUUUUGUGGGUCGGCCCUUUCCCAUUCUGUCAUAUGAACAAGACAUUUGCAAAAGAAACUGAGUUGUUCUUCUCUGAUAUAUCUACUGUCGUUUUAUUUUAAUUCAAUGUGGUUGUAAAAAUUGCUUUAUUUAAGAAUGUAUGCUAUUUAUUACAUUGAAAUGAAUUUGAAAGAUUAAAGAUGUUUUUGUUUUCAUGCCACUGUCUGUAUCAGAUGUACAAUUAUGUAAACUAUGUUUGCCUGGUAAUUUAGAAUUAAAGGGACUGUACUCCGUAUGAUAAAGCAGUGAAAAUAAGAGAAAAUUGUCGAAAACUGACAUAAACUUGGUAUCAAUGUGUACAAUGCAUUGGAACUUACUAACUGAAGUGCCAUAUAGUUUACAAUUAAUUUAUUUUCAGAGUUUUUUUUUGUAUUUUUCCAUUGAAAAAUAUUACUAGGUAUGUCUACCUAGUUGAAUUCUUUCCUUAUGCGUGAUUGGCUAGUCUAUGUUAUCAAGUGAUAUGACCAUGUUAGGUAUAUAGCUUAAAUAUUCCAACUAUGUAGGGUAAGCCUUCGUUGCACAGUGGAUACAGCACUGGACUGCAAUUUUGGCGACACCGGUUUGAACCCGGUCCCCAACUUGAUUUUUUGGUAUUUUUUUUACAGUUAUGAUAUCAAAGAGUAAAACAUUUCAUUAAAUAAUUGUCCUGAGAUUCGUUACAGAAAAAACAUUUUUUGGUGCUAAUCUGGUGUACAGUCCCUUUAAGGAUUAAAUGUGUAGAGAAAGAUUGGGUAUUAGUUAUAUAUUUGAAUAAAGUAGAUUUGUAACUCACUGUGAUAAAGGUAUUUAUAAUAUUAUAUAAUUAAGGUCACCAUUAUAUGCCCUUGACAUUCGCCAUAUUGAUGUUGAAUCACUUGUGAAAUCUGUAUAUACAUUAUACAAAUUUGAAGAAAAUAAAGAAUUAUAAGGUA
Molecule: messenger RNA, 5832 nt
Organism: Mya arenaria
Lineage: Eukaryota; Metazoa; Mollusca; Bivalvia; Myida; Myidae
Product: coiled-coil domain-containing protein 148-like
Exons: 12
Coding region: 103-1938 (611 amino acids)
Source: RefSeq, a predicted model, not a curated record